AAUAGGAUGGGCAGGCAUUAGCAGUAAGACGCUCCCAGCAUCCAGGUUUGACAAAUCCAGUGUGCCAAAUCCACUGUGUGGCACUCUGGGAGGUACACAGUGGUCGUUGGAAUUUUGUGGGCUUUUUUCAGCACUUUUUGGAGAGCUAAAUAAGAAAAAAACAGCCUCGUCUUUCAUUUCGUCGCCGCUCUCCUUCCCCUUACUCCCCCCGGUCAAGACUCAGAGCCCGUCGCUGCAACCAUGGUGGUGAUGAAGAUGAAGUUCCCCUUUCAGAAAAGGGUUAAGCUCGCCCAGGGACUGUGGCUCCUCUCCUGGUGUGCCACGGCAGCUGGGGCCAUCACCUUCACUCUUGGGUGCAUCCUUAAGGCAGAACUACGCAGAAGGGCAGAGGUUAUGGAUAAUGGCGAUAUUCAUAUCGUGCCCAACACCCUCAUGAUUGUUGGUCUGGCCUCUUUGGUGAUCAACUACUUUUCAUCAAAGAUCUGUGCAGACGCCCUUGACGCUGGGCGAUUCCCUCGCUGGAAAAAUUUCUUGAAGCCCUACUUUGCCACCUCUUGUUUCUUUACUGUCCUCAUGCUGUUUGCAGUCAUUAUGAGCUACGUGAUGAAGGGCAGUCUAGAGUCUUCUCUGAAGGUAGGUCUGAAGAACGGCAUCCGCUUUUAUAAGGACACGGAUACCCCGGGCCGCUGCUUCCAGAAGCAAAACAUUGAUCGCCUGCAGAUGGAGUUUCAGUGUUGUGGAAACAAUGACCACAGGGAUUGGUUUGAAGUGCAGUGGAUCAGCAAUCGAUACCUUGAUUUCAAUUCCAAGGAAGUGAAAAAUCGCGUCAAGAGCAAUGUGGAUGGACGUUACUUGGUAGAUGGAGUCCCAUUCAGUUGCUGCAACCCCAGUUCUCCUCGACCGUGCAUCCAAUAUCAUCUCACCAACAAUUCAGCUCACUAUAACUACGAGUAUCAGACAGAGGAGCUCAACAUCUACCUGAGGGGCUGCAGAGAGGCUCUGGUCAACUAUUAUAUGGGCCUGAUGAACACCAUUGGGGGUGGAGUACUGUCAGUCUUCCUCUUGCAGGGUUCUGUUCUGGUGAGCCUGCGCUUCCUGCAGACCUCCAUGGAGGCAGUGGCAGGGAAUGAGAACACAGAAAUCGAGACAGAAGGAUAUUUGCUGGAGAAAGGAGUGAAAGACACCUUCAUGGAGUACUUUGACCCUGUGCUUAAGUUCCUGCUGCUUAAAAACCAGGUGCAGGAGGGCACUCCUGAGGGCACUGCAGUUUCCACUUAAGCACUUAUUUACAUACUUUUUAAACAGAGAGCCCAAAUUAACAAAAUCAAAAUUAACAUUUUCCAAUUAGUUUCUUUCUUUAUUUAGAAAUUUACCAGGGAAAACCAAAUUAUAUACAGUGGUACAGGUACCUCAGUGUUUAUUAAUAAACCAUUCCAAAAGAUCCGAUUGCCAAAUUGUACAAAAACCGACGCAAUUUUUCCAUUGGAAAGUUUCCAGUCACCUACAAAUAUAGACACAAAACAUAUUUUAUACAGCAAUGAAGUGAGAAAUGGUUUGGUAAAGGAGAGCCACCUGGAUGUCUCUUUAGUUCUUCCUUGAAUUCAGUAGAGUUUCUCGCCUUGGGAAUUUUUGUUGGGGCACAAUUAGUGGAGUGAUACAUGGACACACUGAUUAGGUUGUUACGCCCAGUGUUUGGCCAUACGAUAACAGCAACUGUUAUUCAAUUUGGUUAAAAUGUAUACGAAAAGAAGGGUGUACGCAAACCAAGCUACCACUGUAUAUGCAUAAUCAUAAUAUUAUUGUAUGCACUUUCUUGAUCACAUUUUAUAAACUGUCACCACAGUCAUUUCUGUUGUUAAAUAGAAAAACUAAUUAUUGGAGCUCAUCACAGCGUGUACAAAAUGUCAUAUGUAAUUAGUAUUUUACCUCAUAAUACUCACAUAGCUUGGAUUUGUUUGUAUUUACACAAAAACAUGAAGCCACAAUUAGUUCAUUUUUAAAUGUAAUGAUUUAUCUUUGUGUUUCAAGAUUACCAUAAAAACAUAUUGAAAUGCAUUACAGUAUUUUUAUGUUUUGAGGGAGUCUAGAGUGACAUGAGGCACGGUCAGGAUGAUAGCAUACAGCUCGUUUAUUAAAAUUUGAAGGUUGCAUUUGC
This is a messenger RNA of Entelurus aequoreus (snake pipefish), 2155 nucleotides long. RefSeq names its product retinal outer segment membrane protein 1a (gene rom1a). The record is from RefSeq and is a predicted model, not a curated record. Lineage: Eukaryota; Metazoa; Chordata; Actinopteri; Syngnathiformes; Syngnathidae. Gene Ontology annotation, cellular component: membrane. Gene Ontology annotation, biological process: visual perception. The transcript has 5 exons. Bases 241 to 1278 code for a protein of 345 amino acids.